This is a messenger RNA of Boleophthalmus pectinirostris (great blue-spotted mudskipper), 1329 nucleotides long. It is a transcript of the gene phyhd1, whose product is annotated as phytanoyl-CoA dioxygenase domain containing 1. The transcript is spliced from 11 exons. NCBI's taxonomy places the organism in Eukaryota, Metazoa, Chordata, Actinopteri, Gobiiformes, Gobiidae. The coding region runs from base 351 to 1229 and encodes 292 amino acids. The record is from RefSeq and is a predicted model, not a curated record.
UGUUCUAAGUUUUUGACUCUUAGCAAUAAAAGGUACAACUAUAAUGCCAUACUGUGAACAUUUCUGGCAAAACAAUAUUUCAUGGGAGACAAGUUUUUGCUGGACUCUAGCAGGAAGAUAACAUAUUGCACCACUGCUUUCCCGUUGCUGUACGUUUUUCUCGGGAAAAACAUGGACAAAACAUAUGACAUCUAGUGGCUAAAAUGCACCACUGCAUAUGUGGGGGGGGGAGUCCAAAAUCCGAUUAGUUCACUAGGUUAUAUCACAUGAUCGGAAACGAUCUGCUCUAUAGUUGAAGUUAUCCAUUUCGCUGUGUAAAAUUUAUUACUUGAGCAAAAGCCCCUGCAAAGAUGGAUUUCAUGACUGAUCGUGAUGUGCAAACGUACAUGGAGGAUGGCUAUGUGGUCUUGGAUGGGCUACUCACCCCUCAACAGUGUGAUGAACUCAGGCAGAGGAUGGCUGAGAUUGUGGACCAUAUGGAUGUCCCAGAGUACUGUCGCACCACAUUCUCCACCUAUCAUGAUGAGCAACUUAAAACACAAGGAAAUGCAGAUUAUUUUAUCACAAGUGGAGAUAAAAUUCGAUUUUUCUUUGAAAAGGGAGUUUUUGAUGACAAGGGGGAGUUUGUUGUUCCCAAAAAUAAGUCACUCAAUAAAGUAGGACAUGCCCUCCAUGCUAAUGAACCUUUGUUUAAAAAGAUUACACAUUCACCCAGGAUACAGGGUAUAGCAAAAAAAAUGGGCCUAACAAGGCCUGUUAUUGUACAAAGCAUGUACAUCUUUAAGCAACCAGGCUUCGGAGGAGAAGUAACAGCUCAUCAAGAUGCCACAUUUUUGUACACUGAGCCACUGGGCAGAGUCAUGGGUGUAUGGAUAGCUUUGGAAGAUGCUACAGUCAAUAAUGGCUGCCUUUGGUUUAUCCCAGGAUCACAAAAGGAUGGCAUAACCCGACGUAUGGUGCGUGCCCCAAAGGGCACCUAUCCACUGACUAACUUCAUUGGUCAGGAACGGACAUAUGAAGAAGACAAAUUUGUCCCUGCACCAGUUAAAAAAGGUGGUGUAGUCCUUAUCCAUGGUGAAGUAGUACAUCAAAGCAAUGAAAACAAAUCAGAAAAUUCCCGUCAUGUCUACACCUUCCACAUGAUGGAAUCCCAGGACACCCAAUGGAGUCCUGAAAACUGGUUACAACCCACUGAAGAACUCCCAUUCCCACUCCUCUAUACAAAAUAAAUAGACAUCAUGUCAAUUCAAACCUUUUUAUUCAGUUUAAUUAUCAUUGCCACUUUUUUCCAGCAAAUUGGGCCCAUUAAAAUUGAUUUCUUUAACAGCA